CAAGCUCCGCACCAUCCCCAUCCCUGUCGCCAGGUGCUACACCUACAGCUGGAACCAGGACAGCUUUGAGGAGAGCGGGAGAGGUUUCCCGGGCCCGGACACCCAGCGGUGCCUCCCUUUCCCGUGCAGACAUCCUGAAGGAGAUGCUGCUCAAGGAACAGGAGCUGCUGGAGCCGGGGCUCCUGGGGGACGAGGACGAGGACGAGGACGAAGAGGAGGAGGAGGAGGAGGAGGAAGAGGAGGAGGAGGACUUGGAAACGGAUGGGCAGUGUGCCCAGAGGGACUCACUGUUUUCCACCAGCUCGGAGGCCUCCCGUGACUCCACCCUGUCCCUCGCCUCGUCCCAGGCCUCGGGGGCCACCCUCUCCAGCCAGUUGCUGACCUCCUUUGUCUCGGGCCUGUCGGACGGCAUGGACAGCGGCUACGUGGAGGACAGCGAGGAGAGCUCCCCGGAGUGGCCCAAGAGGCCGGGCGGCCGGGAGCGCCGGGGCUACCGCAGGCCCGGGCAGAAGUUUAACAGGAUCUACAAACUGUUCAAGAGCACCAGCCAGCUGGUGCUGCGGAGGGACUCUCGCGGCCUGGAGGGCAGCCCGGACUCGGCACUGCCCCUGCGGCGGGCCGGGAGCCUCUGCAGCCCCCUGGACGGCCCGGGCCCGCCCCCCUCCCGGGCCCAGCGCUCCCGCUCCCUGCCCCAGCCCAAGCUCGGCACCCAGCUGCCCAGCUGGCUCCUGGCGCCCGCCUCGCGCCAUCAGCGCCGCCGCCCCUUCCUGAGCGGGGACGAGGACCCCAAGGCUUCCACCCUCCGCGUGGUGGUCUUCGGCUCCGAUCGGAUCUCGGGGAAGGUAGCCCGGGCCUACAGCAACCUGCGGCUGCUGGAGAGCAAUCGCCCCCUCCUCACCCGGUUCUUCAAGCUGCAGUUCUUCUACGUGCCCAUGAAGCGCAGCCAGGGGGCCUGCUCCAGCGCCUGCCCGGCCCCUCGGAGCCAGACACCGCCCCUCCCCCCCGAGUCCCCGAGGCACCCCCUCCCUGCGGAGCUGGGCGCGGCCCAGUGGGAGGAGAGCACCAACGACAUCUCUCACUACCUCGGCAUGCUGGACCCCUGGUAUGAGCGCAACGUGCUGGGCCUCAUGCACCUGCCCCCCGAGGUCCUGUGCCAGCAGUCCCUGAAGACCGACUCCCGGCCCCUGGAGGGCUCCCCCAGCCAGCUGCCCAUCCUGGCCGACAUGCUGCUCUAUUACUGCCGCUUCGCUGCACGGCCGGUGCUGCUGCAGGUCUACCAGACAGAGCUGACCUUCAUCACCGGGGAGAAGACCACGGAGAUCUUCAUUCAUUCCCUGGAGCUGGGUCACUCUGCUGCCACGCGAGCCAUCAAGGCUUCAGGUCCGGGCAGCAAGCGGCUGGGCAUUGAUGGGGACCGGGAGGCCGUCCCUCUAACACUACAGAUCAUUUACAGCAAGGGGGCCAUCAGCGGACGAAGUCGCUGGAGUAACAUGGAGAAGGUCUGCACCUCCAUCAACCUCAACAAGGCCUGCCGGAAGCAGGAGGAGCUAGACUCCGGUGUAGAGUCCCUGACGCUAAACCUGACGGAAGUGGUGAAGAGGCAAAACCCCAAAUCCAAGAAGGGCUUUAACCAGAUCAGCACCUCGCAGAUCGAAGUGGACAAGGUACAGAUUAUCGGCUCCAAAAUCUGCCCCUUUGCGGUGUGCCUGGACCAGGAUGAGAGGAAGAUCCUGCAGAGUGUGGUCAGGUGUGAGGUCUCACCUUGCUACAAGCCCGAGAAGAGCAGCCCCCAGCCCCAGAGGUCGCCCCACUCACCAGCCCAGGCCACGCCCGAUCUCUGCUCCCUCCUCUGCCUGCCCAUCAUGACUUUCAGCGGGGCGCUGCCCUAGGGAGGCCCUGCACCCACCGCCCCGCACCCUGCCCGCCCACCCACCCAGGACAGAAAGCCCAGAAGCGGCCUCUUCCGAGCCUCUGCAGACGGGCGGCGGUGAGGGUCUCACUCCUGGUGGAGAACUACACGGGCCUGCGCGGGGUCCGGGUCCUGCUGUGGGCCCCGCACUGGGCAGGGCAGCGCGUCGGUGGUUUCUGGGGCCCCGGGGCUCUGCUUGGGACAGAAACAGGCUUUAGGGAGAGAGGGGCCUGGCCACACAGCCCCUCAGAUUCCCGAGGUAGAAGGAGAGCUGACCUUUGAGGGCCCCGGCCACCAACGUGCUCCAUAUCCUUUCUAGAAGAAAGACCGGAGGCCCUGGUGCUCUGAGGUCUGGGUUAGGCCUCCUCUCCCAACCUGCGGCCCGGCGGGCCCUCUCCUUCCUUUGUCAAAGGCCCGGGAAACCCUUUGUGUCCGGAGUUCAGUCCAGAAAUGUGGAUGAGACUUUUCAUUCCUGACUUUCAGACCAGCCCCCAUCUCUGUCCCCCUCUCUCUCCCCAUCUUCCACUCUCUCUAAAAAUCAGUGAAAAAAGAUCCUCAGGUGAGGAAUACUAAAUAAACAAACAAAUAAAGGCUAGGGCGACAGGGCGGAGGGCAGGGCCGGGGCCAGGAUUUGAACUGGCGGAGGUGGGGAAGGGAACCAUGCAGCAGGCAAUUGUAUCCCGCACAGACCCCCUCCUUCCUCUCCUGCUUCAUCCUGAUCCAAAGGUUCUGGGCCUAUAGGAGCCCAGAGGAUUCACAACUGGAGAGACGUGGACAGGGCCAGCUCCUACCCGGAGUCGCCACUCCUCCCGCCCAGCCAGGCUCCAGAGAGUGGUCGGCUCUAUACUGUCAAUAUUAUUUUUUAUUGUGUGUACAAGAUGUCCUACUGUAUGAGCAAGCGUAGCAAUGAAUUGAAUUUAAUAUUAUUGUUAAAUAAAACAUCCAUCUUGUAUUUAA
This is a messenger RNA of Myotis lucifugus (little brown bat), 2866 nucleotides long. RefSeq names its product phosphoinositide-3-kinase regulatory subunit 5 (gene PIK3R5). The coding region runs from base 144 to 1889 and encodes 581 amino acids. The transcript has 11 exons. Gene Ontology annotation, cellular component: phosphatidylinositol 3-kinase complex, class IB. The record is from RefSeq and is a predicted model, not a curated record. Gene Ontology annotation, biological process: G protein-coupled receptor signaling pathway; positive regulation of MAP kinase activity. Gene Ontology annotation, molecular function: 1-phosphatidylinositol-3-kinase regulator activity. Lineage: Eukaryota; Metazoa; Chordata; Mammalia; Chiroptera; Vespertilionidae.